AGAGGGCACGAGCACUGCACCGGUCCUCCGGUGUGAAGGCAACAUGGCGGCGCAGUGGAGGCGCUGCUGGAGGGGGCCGGGGGGAGUUGCAGGGGUGAUAGACGCUGUUUGUGGGGCGAACCGGAGACCGGUGACUGCUGGGGACAGAGGAACCGAGACUGGAACCGGAACCAGGGCUGGGUGUUUAGUUAAAGAGGUGCUGCUUCCUGUCAGACACACACACACCUCACUCAGGCCCAGCUUUUUUCCACGGUACAGGAGUGGUUUUCUUUCCCCCGCCGCCCCGACCUGCUGCUGUCGGGUUCACAGUGAUGCAAAGUUAAAAGAUCCGUUUUCACUCGUACAGGAGGAUCUGAACAAUCUCUACGAGGAUAUUAAAAAGCAGCUACUCGUGUCCAAAGCGGAGCUGAAAGCACUGUGCGAUUAUUACUUUGAUGGGAAGGGAAAAGCUUUUCGACCCAUGAUCAUCAUGUUAAUGGCUCGAGCCUGCAACGUUCACAGUAACAGAGACGGGGAUCUGCUCCCGGCCCAGCGCUCCAUCGCCAUGAUCUCCGAGAUGAUCCACACGGCCAGCUUGGUACACGAUGAUGUCAUCGACGGUGCAGAUACAAGGCGAGGAAAAACCACGAUCAAUGAGGUGUGGGGGGAGAAAAAGGCCAUCUUGGCUGGAGAUUUCAUUCUCUCUGCAGCGUCCAUGGCACUCGCACGCAUCGGCAACACCACCGUCGUGUCCGUGCUCUCUCAAGUCAUCGAGGAUCUGGUAAGAGGCGAAUUCAUGCAGCUGGGCUCCAAAGAGAACGAGAACGAGCGAUUCAAGCACUACCUCGAGAAAACGUUUAAGAAGACGGCGAGUCUGAUCGCGAACAGCUGUAAAGCAGUUUCCAUUCUGGUGAACUCUGACCCCGAGGUGCACGAGAUCGCCUAUCAGUACGGCCGCAACGUGGGCAUCGCCUUCCAGCUGGUGGAUGAUGUGCUGGACUUCACGUCGUGUGCGAAUCAGUUGGGGAAGCCGUCAGCCGCAGACCUCAGGCUGGGUCUGGCAACCGGACCUGUACUGUUCGCCUGCAAACAGUUCCCAGAGCUCCACUCUAUGAUUAUGAGACGUUUUGGUUCAGAUGGAGAUGUCGAUCGGGCCUGGAGAUACGUCCUGGAGAGUGAUGGUGUGGAGCAGACGAGCUUCCUCGCUCAGCGUUACUGCCACGAGGCCACGCGUCAGAUCAGACGUCUGCAGCCGUCCCCCGAGCGAGACGCUCUGAUCCGCCUCACUGAGCUCGUCCUCAACCGGGACAAAUGAGCCCGGGACCUCCAGAGCUUCACUACAGGCAGCUACACACCUCUACCAUCACCUACGCGCGCACACAGCAGGGCGUCUCGUCACAUCACACUCCACCCAGACACGCCCAGCACUGCUCUACUGAAUAAAACCUGUCUGGCUGUCUGGGACUGGAACAGACCCCCUGCACCAUAACGCAAAGUUCACCCAGAAAUGCGAAAGAAAAAAGAUUCGCGUUUUUGGGUGAAGGUUUUCAAAAACAGAAAGCUAAUUUACGUAGUCACUGUACUGUACGUGUCGUGUCCUGCAGAAGCAGGGCAUUAUGGGAUAGGAGGACAUCAGGCGUGUUUACCGUUACCCACCUGACUCAGCGUCGGUCUUACAGACGCCUCCGGAAAGUCCGUCCUUCCCACAAAGGUGUGUAACUGAUCCACUGCUGAUGCUGUUAUUUAUGAAAUUUUGUGUCAUGUGUUCAAUAUUAGACGAGGCCUUAAAUCCACGACUCUGAUAUUAAACAAGAUAUUUUUUACAAA
This is a messenger RNA of Neoarius graeffei (lesser salmon catfish), 1806 nucleotides long. RefSeq names its product prenyl (decaprenyl) diphosphate synthase, subunit 1 (gene pdss1). Bases 44 to 1294 code for a protein of 416 amino acids. Lineage: Eukaryota; Metazoa; Chordata; Actinopteri; Siluriformes; Ariidae. The record is from RefSeq and is a predicted model, not a curated record. Gene Ontology annotation, cellular component: mitochondrion; transferase complex. Gene Ontology annotation, biological process: ubiquinone biosynthetic process; isoprenoid biosynthetic process. Gene Ontology annotation, molecular function: prenyltransferase activity. The transcript has 11 exons.